Molecule: messenger RNA, 1482 nt
Organism: Elaeis guineensis (African oil palm)
Lineage: Eukaryota; Viridiplantae; Streptophyta; Magnoliopsida; Arecales; Arecaceae
Product: glutathione S-transferase TCHQD
Molecular function (GO): glutathione transferase activity
Source: RefSeq, a predicted model, not a curated record
UAUGUUAUUGGAAAAUACUGUGUCCCGUGGGCAUGAGGUAUCGUUACCCCACCGAUGGCGAGAAUUUUGGAUGGUGGAUCCUCGAAACCGUCAUGUUGACUCCAUGACGCCGGUCUGGGCGUCGGCGUGAAGCGCCCAUUCCUUGCUGAUAUCAACGGAGAAAAAGAGGUGAAAUAAUAAUAGAAGAAGAAAGGCAACCAACAGAGGCUCGAUUAGAAGCCAAAAGAAAAAGAAAAAAACUAGACUUUCUCGUACCGCAAAGGCAAAGUUUCUCGAAGUAUCUCCCACUUCCCGUCAUGCAGCUAUACCAUCAUCCAUACUCAAUGGACAGCCAGAAAGUGCGGCUAGCAUUGGAGGAGAAAGGGAUUGAUUAUACGUCAUACCAUGUUAAUCCUCUGACGGGAAAGAACAUGGAUGCCUCAUUCUUUCGCAUGAACCCAACUGCAAAACUUCCUGUCUUCCAAAAUGGUGCCCAUAUCAUUUUUCGAGCCAUUGAUAUAGUUCAGUACAUAGACAGACUCACCAUCUCUCUAAAUGGAGAGGAUAAACCCAUCAGUAAUGAGGUUAUGGAAUGGAUGCAAAAGAUUGAAGGCUGGAGUUCCAAGAUAUUUACCCUCUCUCAUGUCCCAGACAAGUAUCGCCUAUUCGUUUCAAAAUUUAUUCGGCGAGUAACGAUUGCUCGGAUGGCCGAAGCUCCAGAUCUGGCCAGUGUGUAUCAUGUAAAACUUCGAGAGGCCUACGAUAUAGAGGACAAAUUGAGGGAUCCUGAUAUUGUGAAACAGAGUGAGGAAAAACUAGCUAGACUCCUUGAUGAUGCUGAAAUGCAACUGAACAAAACGAAAUAUCUUGCUGGUGAUGAGUUGACCAUAGCUGAUUCAAUGUUUGUUCCAGUGCUGGCUCGUAUAACUCUUCUUGAUCUGGAAGAAGAGUUCAUCAAUUGCAGACCCAAGAUAGUGGAGUACUACAACUUGGUUAAGCGCAGACCCAGUUAUAAAGUAGUCAUUGGAAAGUAUUUCUCAGGAUGGAGAAAGCACCGAACACUUCUGAAGACUUUGUUCUUUCUUGGCAUAAGAAGCAUGCUUAGAAGGUACUAGAGGUUCAUACUGCCGAGGGUUGUUUAAGCAUUUAAAGGGCUCAGUGUACAGUAGUGACUAAAUGCAGAAGGAAUGUAUAAUAGAAGCAAUGACUGCAAUAUCAGUGAGACUUGUUCCUCCAUUGUUUUUUAAGGGAGAAACCUUACAAAUGACAAACCAAAAUUGUCCUUGACGAGUUCUGAUCUAGGUUGAUUAGAUUGAGUGACUGUUUUGUGAUGUGCAUGGUUUGGUGCUUCUAUCUUAAAUUAAGCAUCUAUCUUCCAUGUGGUGGAUGAUAAAAGUCAUCCUUUUGUACAAUUGCAACUUCUCUUCUCUUACAAACUGUCUACUACGAGCUGUACAUCUUGCAAGGGGGAAAUAAAACUCUGUUCUUCAUUUUUUUUUGAGA